This is a messenger RNA of Rhinolophus ferrumequinum (greater horseshoe bat), 7560 nucleotides long. RefSeq names its product zinc finger CCCH-type containing, antiviral 1 (gene ZC3HAV1). NCBI's taxonomy places the organism in Eukaryota, Metazoa, Chordata, Mammalia, Chiroptera, Rhinolophidae. Gene Ontology annotation, molecular function: NAD+ poly-ADP-ribosyltransferase activity; metal ion binding. The record is from RefSeq and is a predicted model, not a curated record. The transcript is spliced from 14 exons. The coding region runs from base 1188 to 4253 and encodes 1021 amino acids.
GGGUUUUUUGAUGCUAAUGACAAUGGGCAGUCUGUCUUCACCGGGCAACGGAAUUAGCAGGAAACUCCCUUGGAAGGUUAAUGGUAGCUGUAUUUUCUGGAGGCUUUGAUUUAGUCAAGAGUAAGAGAAUUUCAGAUACAAUUUCUUUAACAUCUUCUGUAGCUCAAAUGUUUUCACUGUAAGAUAAUCUGUAUAUAAACUCUGGGAGCCCAACUGGGUCCACACGGGGAAAAGGGCUUGUUUAAAUGUCUAAAGAGAGAAGCGUAACUGAAAACUUGGGAUAAGUCCAAACAUGCACCUCUGACUGCUUGCUGUGGAGAAUGAAGCGAUGCCUGGGGCACCGAGGUUAGCGAUUACAGGCAGGCAAGAAAGGUCAAGAAAUGGUUCUUCAAAAAACUCGAGAGAAGGCAAAUGAGAGAGGAAUAAUCGCUUUUUUUUAAGGUGGGCACGAUGCCAUGGGAGAACGUGCACAUCGGCCCUAGCCAGGCGGUCCACGAUCUGGGGUCUGGGAGCCAGAUUUGGGGCACUUCAGUAGUGUCCGGGUUCCAGCAUGAUUGCUGUGCGUAUUGCUCACGUUUGUUCCUCAAACACAAAGUGAGGACAACAAUACCUAACUCGUGGAGUUGUUAAGAAGAUUAAUACCGGCGGCAGGGCGUCCAGCCCCGAGCAAGUGCUCACUAGAUGUGUUCUUUCCCGGAUGGGUGGGGUGGAGAGAAGACUCCUCAAGAGGGCUCCAAAACUCGCGUCAUUCGCCACUUCGGCUGGCUUAUAAAAGCGCCUCAGUAUCAUUUUUACUUUCUCUUCUUUCGGAAGAAGCCUCACCCUGCCCAGCUGGGGAACCUCACCCUCUCGGGGGCUAGAACUCAGCGGGAGCCGUACGGGUGGCCGCCACGGUCGCCAGCAGAUCCGCCCGUGCGCUGUUCGCUUUCUUUCCAUUCGGUUGCCGUCGCGGUUGACUUUACAUCUGACGCAGGGAUCGGGUUGGUGACCUCGGUCCUGGGGACCCAGAGCCGAGCGGGAAACCGAAACCUCUGGGCUCCGCUAACAGCGGGGAGCGCGCAUUCGCGGGCCCGUGGCGCGCCCAACUCGAGCACCGCCCGCGCCCGCCCCCGCCCCCGGGGCUCUUGUAAGUUUCGAUUCUCCCCGGAGCAGAGUCCCGCGCCUCGCGGCCUGGCCAGAGCAGAGCCAUGGCGGACCCUGAGGUGUGCUGCUUCAUCACCAAAAUCCUGUGCGCCCACGGGGGCCGCAUGGCCCUGGACGCGCUGCUCGACGAGAUCGUGCUCUCCGAGGCGCAGCUCUGCGAGGUGCUGGAGGCGGCCGGGCCCAACCGCUUCGUGAUAUUGGAGACCGGCGGCGGGGCCGGGGUCACCCGGUCCGUGGUGGCCACUACCGGAGCCCGGGUCUGCCGUCGCAAGUUCUGCCAGAAAAGCUGCGGAAACCUGCACCUCUGCAAGCUCAACCUGCUGGGCCGAUGCCACUAUUCGCAGUCGGAGCGGAAUUUAUGCAAAUAUUCUCACGAAGUUCUCUCGGAAGACAACUUCAGAAUCCUGAAAAAUCAUCAGCUCUCUGGACUGAACAAAGAAGAAUUAGCAGUGCUUCUUGUUCAAAGUGACCCUUUCUUUAUGCCUGAGAUCUGCAAAAGUUACAAGGGGGAAGGUCGAAGGCAGAUCUGUAGCCAGCAGCCACCAUGUGAAAGACUCCACAUUUGUGAACACUUCACCCGAGGGAACUGUGGUUAUGCCAACUGCCUCAGGUCUCAUAACCUGAUGGACAGGAAGGUGCUGGCAAUCAUGAGGGAACACGGGCUGACCCCGGAGGUGGUCCAAAAUAUCCAGGACAUCUGCAACAGCAAGCACAACCGAAAGAAACCCUCCGGGUUGCGAGCUCCCUCACACCGCAGAGACACGGCGUACAGAGGUAGAAGCAAGAGCAGAGAUCGAGUCCUUCAGGACAAACUUGAAUUUCUUCCAUCUGCAUCAGUUUCUACCGCGAGGUCUGGCACACCCAGUCCUGAUCAUAUCGGCCGUAGGUCUCCCCAGGAUGAUGUGCUUAUAGAGGGUCUUGCCCACAAGUUUGUGCAUUUGGGAAGUCAGGAUGGCCCUCAGCCGUCCUCAGUCUCGUCUAAGAGUGUCAAUCUUGGAGGAACAGUUCAAGUGGGAGGAAGCCAGAGGUUUUCAGAGAAUGGCAGCCCAGAGCGCUUCUUCUAUGGGAAUCAAGUCUGUACUCCCCUCACUUCUGAUUUAACAUCAGCUUCCAACUGGAAGGGCCCCACAUCCUGGCUGAAUGACAAAGGUACCAGUAGAGAGAAUUUGUAUUCUCCGAGUCAAGCUGCCUCAUAUUCUUCUCUUGAUUCUCCACAAACACUUGACAACGGAGCCACCAGAAAGAGUGCAGGUCUGCUUUCCUCGGGCUAUACGACUAUCGAGGGCAGAAGUGGGAAUCAAGAUGGCCAGCAUUUCCCAACUUUUAAUAAUCAUUUUGAUGGACUGGCCACAGAUAUAACUGCCAUAAAAUCUUUCAAUUGCCAAAUGGCAACCAGUAGACAGAGAGAAAACUCGUUACCUAGGAAUCAGGAAACCAGAACUACUUACACUAAUCUUCAGACCAUCAGCAAAAUUAUAGAUGAUGCUGAACCGGGAAUAGCAUUUGUUACCAGUAAAGACAGAGAGAAGAUAUUAUGGACCAGUCCAUCCGUCCACAACACAUCAAAUGGCUCUAGUAAAGGUACAUAUGAAACUACUGAUAACGCUGGUGCCACUGGUUUUGGCUUACCAUCAGCAGUCAGAGGGGACAAUGGUGCAUUACGCUCUGGAAGUCAGAGUCUGAGAAGCCAGGUCCUACUCACACCUGGGGAGACCACUGCCCCCACACAAGUCAGCAUUCUGCCCAAGGCGCCACUUUCUACACCUUCUUCAAGCAGUAGAGCUACAAUCUGUGAGGCCCGUGGUCAGAACUCUGCUCAAAUCCCUACCAGUGAGCUUACAAAAAGGACCCCAGGCGGUGCUCUGAAUUCCAAAUUGGAUGUUGCGAGUACCACUUCUUCCGGGACAGGUGAUCAUGGCUCAAAGGAAAUUUGUCUUAACAGUCUGAUACGUAGCAGUUGUCAACUGAAAGGAUGCAGCAAAGUUCACUUCCGCCUGCCCUACCAGUGGCAGGUGUUAAUUGGAAACAUCUGGAUCGACUUCGAGCUAAUGGAGUGUAUUGAGAAGGCCUAUUGUAACCCUCAAUUCUCCAGCAUUUUUGUGGGAAAUGAUGAAAUCAAUUUCCAGAAAAUGACUUGUAAUUUAAAUCCCAUCCGACGUAUCUCCACGCCUUCAUCUGUCACGAUGCCGGAUAAUUCUGUCUUCACCACAAAAUGGAUUUGGUAUUGGAAGAAUGAAUUUGAUGAAUGGGUUGAAUAUGGGAAGAAGAAAGGCAAUCAGCAAAUUUCGACCGUCGACUCUUCCUACCUGGAGUCUUUUUUCCUGUUGUAUCCCAGGGGAAUUGUGACGUUUCAGGUGGGCUCACAGAACUACGAGCUGAGUUUCCAAGGGAUGAUUCAGACAAACGUCGAAUCCAAGACCCAAAGAGGUGUCGUUCGAAGGCCAGUGUUUGUGUCUGUCCAGGAGGUGGAGCAAAUUAGAAGUGGACUAGACCAUCAGCCGGCGCAGAUCCAGUCAAAGCCUUUAACUGCGACACUUCCUGAUCCGCGGAACUUUUCCACCCCAUCCUUGAAAAGAUACGAGUUAUCAGAGAUCAAUAUCCAGUGUCCCGAAUAUGCCAACAUAAGCGAGCAUUUUAAAGCAACCAUGAAAAAUGCCUCUAUUGCAAAGAUAAAGAAGAUCAAGAACGUGGAGCUCUUGAAUGCUUUUGAAAGGAAAAAAAUGAAGAUGAAGAACAGAAACGAAAAAAGGUUGUUCUGUGCAGUAGGCCGCGCCAAUGUGGAGUAUAUCUGUGCAAAUAAUUUUGAGUGGACCCUGCAUGGAACUUCUGAAACCAAAUAUGGAAAAGGAAAUUACUUCACAAAGGAUGCCAUCUGUGCCCAUAGCAAUUGCCAGUGUGAUCUCAAAAGCAUCGUUAUGUUUGUAGCCCGAGUCCUGGUUGGAGAGUCUAUUGAAGGACAUAAAAGUUACACGAGUCCUCCUGCACCGUAUGACAGCUGUGUGGAUACAAGGUUGAAUCCCUCCGUUUUUGUCAUCUUUCAGAAAGAUCAGAUUUACCCAGAAUAUGUGAUCGAAUAUACCGCAGGAGACAAAACCUGUGUGAUUAGUUAGAAAUGACGACUACAUCGUCAUCACGGGUGCCGUCACCGUUCGGUUCAGUUACAAAACCAGAUUACCCCAGAUAAUAGUUACAUACGCUAUUUUACAUUUCCUCGUGUAGUCAGCAAAUGUGCCUUAACUGAAUGGUUCCCAAACUUUGCUGUACAUUUGAUCAGCUGGAAACUUUAAAAAAUUUCAAUAUCCAAGAUGUACCCCGUUCCAAUUAAAGCACUGUUUCGAGGGAUGAGAGCCAGGCAGCGGUUAUUUUUUAAAUCCCCUGAGGAUUCAAAGGUGUCAUAAAGUUUGGGGACCACUGUCUUAAUGUAACUGGCAAAGACUGAUUGCUAAAACUUCUGUAAUUGCAACUUUCUCUCCCAACUACUCCUUUAGUUUACUGUAUGGCAUAAUUUCGUUUUUGUUAAAUUGAAAAAAAAUUAAUUUGGGAAAUUAGAGAGACAUCUAAAAAUGCUUGUUGAAGUAAGGACAUCAGAUUGGAUGGAAGAUUGUGAAAAGUUGUGUGUCGGGUGGAGGGGAAUGCUUAGGAAUAUGUGGGGGGAAAUAAUGAAGGUAAUUUAAAUGCUAUUACACACGUAGCUGCAGGAGUGUGCCUUUGUGGUAAAACUGAUUCAGGGCAUACCUUUCGUUAUCUCUACAUUUAUUUAGGGGACUCCAUCUAGGUUGACUCUGGAAUUCAAUUUAAAGAGCUGCCCAGUGUGGCUCAGAGAGAAGCAACCAACCGGAGUUAAUGGCCCAUUUGGGUUCUUUACAUAAUUAUGGCAAAGUAGACAUUUAUAACUUAAUCAGUAGAAGUCCAGAGCAGACUUUUUUCAGGUCAGUCUUUCAUGAAAUGUCUGUAUUUUGGGAGUACUGAGUUGUACUAACCAGAGUCACACGAGCAUGACUGAUAAACCUGAGUCCUACUGUAGUCGAUGGCUGUGGCAGAUGAGGCUGACCUAGGAGUUAGGACCAGGCCCAUCCUAUUGAAGGAUGGGCCCUCUAAGGAGGCGAGAUAUGUUUCCUGGUGAGCAUAGAAUCAGAACAAAGAGAAUAAUGCCUCAGUCAGGCCUGCACCUGAAGGGGCUUCUUUUUCUAAAUUUAACGGAUUGUACAAAAUUGUAGUACAGUGUUUAGAGCAGUUGAAGUGCCUGGACCAAGAGUUCCUUCCUUAUUCUGAAUCAGGCUUUUCCUUUCAAUUUCUUUCUUCAACAUUCCAUGCCAGUCGCCAAAAUCUGCUACAGUGCCUUCCAACAAACAUGUUACAAAUAUUAAUUAGCAUUAGAGACAUUAUAUUAGUCAGAUUUUUUUGAUCAGUGUGCCACAACUCCUUGGUUUAAAGGAUUCCACAGUAACGAAUGUAUAGAGAUUUUUUUUUAGCGUAGGGUUAUUUUCUGAGAGGCUUGCCACAAAUAGUUACUCUCUUAUUCACUUAUUUUUUUUUCACGGUAGCUUCUAUUUGGAGCUUUCAUUUCCUGGUCUUGACCCUCAUGUUGCAGAGAUCCAGUGGUAAUAUACUCUAGCUACACACAAUUUUAGAAAUAAAUUGAAAAUGAAAUAAAAUUAAUAUUAACAUAAAAGGGACAUAAAAGGGACAUAAAUUGGACAUGGCUAUAAUAAAGGACAAUUAAGCAGUCAGCUGUUUACAUUUACUUACAAUGAAUAAAUUGAACUUAAAGUAGAUCAGAAGCUAUUUUGUACAAAGAAGUAUGAGAAAAUGAAACAGCAGGGAUAUGAGUGGCCAUUAGAAUAAAAACUAGUGAUACAAUAACUUGUUUGCAUAUGUUAAUACUUAUUUCUAUAAGAACGCAAUAGUCUUAAUUGAAAUAAAGAUACUAUGCAAGAAAAUUGACAGAUUGUCGAAAUGGAGAAAAUGAGGAAAUAUAUGUUUGCAGACGAGCUGUAGAUCAUACACGAAUGUCUAGUGUGAGACAUUCAAAAUUCGUAUAGGGUGCAGAAUAAUUCCUUAACUGAGGAACUGUCCGAUGUAUUGCCAGAUGUUCAGCAUACUUGGCUCUCACAUACUAAAUGCUAGGAGCACCCUCCCCUACUCCCAGUUACUGACAACACAAACCCAAUCAGAUCUAGUCACCUUUUUCAGAGCAGAUUUUUUGUAACAUCCCCUUUGCUGUCCUGAGAUGAUUCAUAGAUAAUAUAAUCUACUUAUACACAUACAUUUCUUUACAAAUCAGUUUACUACCUUAACUCUUACUAUAAUGGAGAAACAGAAGGAAAGAAAUUUGUAAUAAAAAUAAACUGAAUUUCCACAUAUAAGUGCUCAGGCAUCACUACGCUAUAUGACAUCAUGAAAUAGAUAUUUACUCCUACUUAUAGUGAAUAGGUUUGGAUUUAGGAGUCGACAGAAGCUACUUCCUGUAAAGAAGUACAGAAAAAUGAAAGAUGAGAGGUAUGGGUGACACUAGAAUGAAGACCAGUAUUAGGGUAAGUCAUAACAGGCCAUAUACCUUAUCUGUAUAUGGUAAGGGAAAGAGCGAAGUACCUUAUUUUAAAUAAGGGUAAUAGGACAAAACAAAUUAUAGAUUGUUUAAGAGGGAAAAAUUGACUAUAUUUCUUAGUCGAGCUGUAAGUCCUACAUAAAUGUCCAGCAGGAUAUUAAAAUUAAAAUGUCCAGCAGGACAUUAAAAAGUCGUAUAGGUACAGAAUAAUUCUUCGUUGUGUGGGGCUAACCCAUACACUGCAGGACUUCUGCUACCGUGUUUCCCGGAAAAUAAAACCCGGUCUUAUAUAGCAUAAUAUAAUGUAGGACUGGAUCUUAUAUUAAUUUUUGCUCCAAAAGAUGCAUUAGAGCUGAUGGUCCGGCUAGGUCUUAUUUUCGGGGAAACAUGGCAUCUCUGGCUGCAUCCACUCAGUGCCAGGGACGGUCCUCAAUACAUGAGAAUCACUGAGUCAGUUAAUAUCUAGCAUCUUGAGAUUUGCUUGUUACCUCCAUAAGGAGUCCUGUAGAUUAGACAGGAUGCUUGCUUCCCAAAUCCCCAUUUUAAAAAAUACUUUGUGCCUUGCUGUAUUCAUUUUUAGUAUCUAUCCAGCUUGAAGUUGUCUGCUUUCCGCAUUAGAAUGUAAGCUCCUUGAGGGCGAGGUUAACUUGUCUUGUGCAUUGUGCCACAAUGCUGAAUGCUUACUGAUAACUUUGCAUAUACUUUUGCAUAUAACUUUGCAUAUAAUAUUGCAUAUGAAAUAUACUGAUAACUUUGCAUAAAUUUGGUUGAAUAAAAUAAGCGCAACUAUUAUAUUUCAGAAGUUGAGUUUUAUUUCUCUUCUUCUUCAAGCUCAAUUUGAGACUCUAAUAAAAAGAAAUACUAAUUUU